CUCUCUCUCCGCAGCCUCAGCCUCAGCCCAGGACUCGCUGCUCCUCCCCGUUAACAAUGGCUGAGAGCAAGUCGCCUCCUGCCCUCCCCUGCAAAGCCGUGAUCGUGCCUGGCAAUGGAGGGGGGCACGUAGAGGACAGUAACUGGUACGGUUGGGUGAACAAGAAACUCAACCAGGUGCCAGAUUUUCAAUGUUUACUUAAGAACAUGCCAGAUCCCAUUACAGCCAAAGAAAAAAUCUGGCUUCCUUUUAUGGAAGAAAAGCUACAAUGUGAUGGACAGACCAUUAUUAUUGGCCAUAGCUCUGGUGCAGUUGCAGCAAUGAGAUAUGCUGAAAUACACAAGGUGUAUGCUAUAGUGUUAAUAGCUGCAUAUACAUCGGAUCUUGGGGAUGACAAUGAAAGAGAAAGUGGGUACUUCAACCGUCCAUGGCAGUGGGAGAAGAUCAGAUCCAACUGUUCCAAGAUUGUUCAGUUUGGUUCCACAGAUGACCCCUUCCUUCCUUGGGCUGAACAACAAGAGGUGGCAGACUGUCUUGGUGCAGAAUUGCACAAAUAUGCAGACCAAGGGCAUUUCCAAAACCAAACUUUUCCACACCUUGUAGCAGUUGUUAAUAAAAUGCUUAAUACAUUUUUAUAGUCAGAAACAUGCCUAUCUCCAGGCCGAUCACAUAUUAAAGUUGUUUUAUUACGUACUGAAUUUCUCAUAAAACUAAAAUAUAUGACUUAAU
Callorhinchus milii (elephant shark) is the source of this 729-nucleotide messenger RNA. It is a transcript of the gene rbbp9, whose product is annotated as retinoblastoma binding protein 9. The transcript has 5 exons. Gene Ontology annotation, molecular function: hydrolase activity. The record is from RefSeq and is a predicted model, not a curated record. Bases 57 to 638 code for a protein of 193 amino acids. Lineage: Eukaryota; Metazoa; Chordata; Chondrichthyes; Chimaeriformes; Callorhinchidae.